CUUCCAACCAGCCGGAGCCGCCAGCUCCAAAACCUGCCCGAGGUGGGGAUUAAACACUUCCAAAUUUGAGCCAAGUCCUUCAGAAACUUGAGCACAAAGCCCCUGGGAGAGCUGACUUGUCUCCGGUGUGUUCAGCUGAGUCUGCUCAGGCAGCUCAUCCAUCAGAGCCAGGGAGGGGGAGGAAUCCCUGUGGGACCAUUCCCAAAUCUGCUCCUUCCACAUCCUGCUUGUCCCUGUGCUUAUCCUACACCCAGUUUAUUCCAAACUCUUUUAUUCCUUUCCUAAAACCCUGAUUUCACAGCCAGAUGGAUCUUUUUGGUCAGUUUUCACCCAGCUCCUCCAUCCCCUUCCCGCAGCCCCGCACGAGGAUGCUCCUGGGCAAGAAAACAAACGCCACAAGAGCCGCUGUGCUUUCUGCGGACACUCAGAUCGCUCAGAACGACUUUUCCUUUAAAUAUCCCGAGCUAAAGCUCCCUUUGUCUGGACGAAAAUAGUGUCUGCUGAGAACUUGAAGAAAAGCUUGAACAGGACAAGAGGAUGGAUUUUGAAUAUGUAGUGGAAUAUUCUGAACUCCCCAGCUAACACAGAUAAGAUAAGAGUGACAAAUCUGUGGGGGAAAAUGGACAAUAUCCUUUGCUUUUGAGGAGAAAAACGUUUCAAAGAGGAUGCGAGCUAUGACAAAAGGAGGCCAUUUCCCCUCGUCCACCCUUCCCACAGGAGGUGCAAAUGUCACCCCAGCACUGAGCAGAUUAGGCUGGGUUCAUCUUUGAGUGCCCUUGAGCUUCUCUGUGCCAGGGCCUCACCACCCUCCCAGGGAAGAAUUCCUCCCCAGUAUCCAUUUCCAGCUGCCCUGCCAUCACCAGGGACAUCCUUAACUGGAGCAGAUUUCUCAGAGCCCCACUGCUCAGCUCUGCCAUGCUCCUCACUCCCCUUUUAAAGAGGAUUUAACCCCUUUUGUGUGGUUUUCCCCGCUCCCACCCAUCACAGCAGCUGUUCCUCCUGUCCUCCAGGAGCUGCCGUGGACAGUCAGGAAAUUCAAUCUGCAGAGCAAAGCUGGGGAGGGAGGAGGCAGAGGAGAAGCAGCGGCAGUGAGAGCAGCAGGGAACAGCUGCUGGACAUGGCUGGGAUGCAGCUGGGUGCUCGGGGCAGCAGGAGCUGUGGGCUGCAUGCAAAGAGAGCUACAGACGAGAGAGGGAUGCUCUGGAGCUGGGUUCCCAAGGAUGGAGACUUGGGGCACCACAAGGGGCAACUUGCUGAGAGGAGAAGCCUUGAAAGCAGCAAUUUCAGGUUUGCCUGCAGAGCUCCACCUCCAUCUGAGGGACACCUCACAGCAGCCCCAUGGCUGUGCAAAGCCUGCUGAGCUCCAGAGAGCCUUCUCCCCGCCCAGAGGCUUUUUGGCCAUAAAAAAUGCAGCGAUUUGCAUCCCAGCCCAAAGGCUGAGCACCCCUGCAGUGCUGCACUCCUGCACUCCAUCUCCUCCUGGAUUUCCUGGGAAGCUCAGUGGGUGUCAGCACCAGAACUCUUUUCCCUUUUCCCAAGCUGUGAUGCUGUGCCAGAAUCCUCUAUUCCAACCACACACGUUUCACAUUUAUUUCAAAUGUGGUUUAAAAGGGAGGAGGGGGACAGGCCAUAAAUAUUCUUUCCCAGUGCUGUUGCCUGAGCCUGGGAAUACCCAAAGGAGUGGAAUGGCCCCCGUGGGUUGGCUCUGUGGGACAGACCUGUGCAGCCCCAGGUGGCUCUUUCAUCACCCCAAGUGUGUCUGUACCCCUGGGUGUGUAAAUCCUCCCCUGGCAGGCAAAGUUUUGGGGAGCAGAGAGGACCUGGCCCCACUCCUAGCACUGCCCAUAUUUUCAUAUUUCCUCUUUCCUCCCUGGCUCUGUGCAUGCUCAGGAACAUGGGUGCAGAACAAACCCUGUCAUUUUGUGAUGAAGCAGCCAUUUCCUUCACAUUUUUCCUACAUGACACGAAAUUUGGAUGUUACUGAGUGUAAGUUUGGAAACCUCCUGAGCCUGCAGCCGCUCCAGGCACAGACCUGGAAUGGUGACCCCUCUCAGCAGUUGUGGUUGAAUUCAACCUUCUGCUUGGCCCAGGAGGUGUAUGUGGCUCUGCAUGUCCCCUGCUGUCCCCACGGCGUGGGCUUGCUCCCUGCUACCAGAUGCAUUCUUUGCUUCCAACAUAUGGCCUCAAUUACUGUCCCUCUGCCUUGAUUUCCUGCCUCUCCGGCUUUCCUGAAACUCAUCCCCUCCUCCUGGCAGCUGGAACUCCUGCAGUGAGAUGCUUUGCAAGCUCUCACAUUCCUCCCUCCCUGCCUGCCUCCCUCCUGCUGCUCUGCUGCCUCUGACGAGGGGGUCCUGAUGCAGAGCAGGCACAGAUGAGGCUCAGACCCCCCCAGGUGCUGUCACCGAGCCCAGGAGCCCCAAGGGCCUGGCUGGCCACAGCCAAACUGCCCAGCCCAGGGUCCAGCAGGGCUUUGUCCCAGCUCCUCUGGAUAGAGAUCCCUCCUCCCUCUGCACCCAUCCCACACCACCCUGCAGUUUUCAGCCUUGCUUGAUUUGCAAGGCUCAGGCUUCUUUUUAUUGCCAUCCCCUCCCGAGGCCGGGGGCUUUCCAAGCCUCUGCCCUUUGAAAGGAGCAUCAAACCACUCCGGGUUUCCCCUGGGCACUGCUUGGCCUCUUUCCCGGGCAUUUACCCCUGCAGAAAAGCCAUGUGCCCGUGGCUUCUGCCUCUCCAAGCUUUGGAGGAGGGGAGAGGGCUCUGUCAGCGGCUCCUGGUGGGAAAUGGAUUUGUAGAAAACUCAGAACUUGACAGAAAGCUCACACAGUGUGUAUCUGUAUGCAAACCUUGAGAUAAGAAAUGCUUAUCUUAGAAACGCCAUGGAAUAGGACAGACAUUGUUCAGAGCUAGAAAAAAGUUUCAAAGGAUGGCCUUGCAAAUAAGACUGGAUACUUUAGAGAGAUAGAACUAUGAAAGUGCAUUGUAGUAGGACCCACGAGGGGUCAUUUUAGAUGAUUGGCUUUAAGGCAUUUACAGCGUGGCGUGGCAAAAGCUGAUAAGCCAAGAAACUCUUAUAAUGUGUUGUAAUUAAGAAAUAAUUGGCUUCUGAUUGUGAUGGUGUGAAUUGUAACAUCUGUAUUGUCUCACCCUUCACAUGAGACUGAAAUUGGAAUAAAAGUUUUUAAAACGCCUCUCAGUUGCCCCAUCUUUGGGUCAGACAAAUCCAGCAGCUCCUCAGCCCCUUCCUGCUGCUGGGGGGAGCCCCAGGCCCUGCAAAUCUGAGGAAUCUGAGCUUGUUCAGGGCUCAGGGGGAGCUGGGAACAGUUAAAUCCCACAAAUGAAGCAGUUAAUGAUUCCCAUCCCCUUGCUGGCACGGUUCAGGUUUUGGAAGGGGGUCUGGCCAGCAGCUGUGCCAGCAAUUGUAGCUCCAAAAGAGCAUUUUCUUUCUGUGUCAGCUUUCAUCCCUGGCCCCUCUGC
Molecule: messenger RNA, 3471 nt
Organism: Vidua macroura (Pin-tailed whydah)
Lineage: Eukaryota; Metazoa; Chordata; Aves; Passeriformes; Viduidae
Exons: 2
Coding region: 1167-2207 (346 amino acids)
Source: RefSeq, a predicted model, not a curated record